CAAGUGUCUAAGGCUUUUGAUAUUUAAAAGGUUACACAAGGAAAGAAAACAUACAUCUUCAAUCUUGUCCAUAUUUUGAGAUCCUUCAAUUCGAUCCUGUUGCGAUGGUUGAUGCGAUCACGGAGUUUGUUGUGGGAAAGAUAGACAACUAUCUCAUCGAAGAAGCAUCAAUGUUAAUGGGAGUCAAAGACGAUCUAGAGGAGCUGAAGACGGAGUUGACAUGCAUCCAAAUUUAUCUCAAGGAUGUUGAAGCUCGUGACAGAGAAGAUGAAAACUCAAAAGAGUGGGCACAACAGGUUUUAGACAUCGCUUAUGGCGUCGAGGAUGUUUUGGACACCUAUUUUCUGAAACUAGAAAAAAGACCACAAAGACUAGGCUUGAUGAGAUUGACCAACAUAAGAGGCGAAAAGAACGAUGCGUACAACAUAGUUGAUGACAUCAGAACCCUGAAACGAAGAAUGUUGGAUCUUACUUGCAAGCGAGAGACGUAUGCCAUAAGAAAUUUUAAUGAGCAUCGAGCAGUAGCGAGUACGCAAAGGGUGAAGGAGCUUCGACGUGCUCGAACAGAUGAUCAGGAAGAGUGUGUAGUUGGUUUUGCAGAUGAUGCUAAGGUUCUUUUGACAAAGCUUCUUGACGAUGAUGGAGAUAACAAGACAUAUAUGAUCUUCAUAUUCGGCAUGGGAGGUCUGGGAAAGACUACUCUUGCAAGAAAACUUUAUAACUCCAGCGACGUGAAGGAAAAAUUUGAAUAUCGCGUAUGGACUAAUGUUUCUCGAGAAUGUAAAACAAGAGAUAUACUUAUGAGAAUCAUAAGAUCUUUGGGAGAAGAAGCAUCUGAAGUAGAGCUUGAAAAGAUGGCGGAGGAGGAGCUAGAAUUUUACCUUCAUGAUAUUCUACAAGAAAAAAGAUAUAUGGUGGUGGUAGAUGAUAUAUGGGAGAGAGAAACAUGGGAGAGCUUGAAGAGAGCGUUACCAUACAAUGAUGAAGGAAGUAGAGUCAUAAUCACUACACGUAUUAGAGCCAUGGCUGAAGGCGCAGACCAGAGAGUCUACGCCCAUUACCUAAGGUUCUUAACGUUUGAAGAAAGCUGGAACCUGUUUGAGCGAAAAGCAUUUAGAGACAUCAAAAAAGUCGAUCAAGAACUGCAGAACAUCGGAAAAGAAAUGGUUCAAAAAUGCGGUGGGUUACAGCUUAGUACAAUCGUUCUUGCCGGGCUAAUGUCUAGGAAGAGGCCAAACGAGUGGAAUGAUGUAUGGGCCAGUUUGUGCAUAAAGGAUGACACCAUUCAUGUCUCCACUUUGUUUGACCUAAGCUUCAAGGAGAUGGGGAACGAGUUGAAACUCUGUUUUCUUUACCUUAGCGUCUUCCCGGAGGACUAUGAGAUCGAUGUAGAGAGAUUCAUACAGUUACUUGUAGCAGAAGGGUUUAUACAAGUUGAUGAAGAAAUGAUGAUGGAAGAUGUGGCUCGGUAUUACAUCGAAGAGUUGAUAGACAGAAGCUUGGUUCAAGUCGUGGAAAGACAGCGAGAGAAACUGAUGUUUUGUAGAGUCCAUGAUCUUAUCAGAGAAUUGGCUAUCAAGAAAGCCAAAGAGCUUAACUUUGUAAAUGUUUACAACGAGCAGCAUUCUUCUACGACUACUUGGAGAAGGGAAGUGGUUCACCAACUUAUGGACAACAACUACUUGUGCGACAGACGAGUGAACAAACAUAUGCGAUCCUUCUUGUUCUUCGGUGAACCGAGGAGGGACAUUACUUAUGUUGAAACCAUUACUUUGAAACUGAAGUUACUUCGAGUGCUUAAUCUUGGAGGACUUCAUUUUAUUUGUCAAGGAUAUAGCCCCUGGAGUUUACCAGAUGUGAUUGGUGGUUUAGUCCACUUAAGGUACCUUGGGAUCGCUGAUACUGUUGUGAAUAAUUUACCAGAUUUCAUCUCCAGUUUACGGUUUCUACAGACACUAGAUGCAUCAGGCAACUGCUUCGAGCAAAUGACUGAUCUAAGUAAGCUCAUAUCACUGAGGCAUGUCACUGGAAGAUUCAUCGGAGAAUUGCUAAUAGGCGACGCAGUGAACCUUCAGACCUUGAGGUCUAUCUCCACCUACAGCUGGAGCAAACUAAAACAUGAGUUACUCAUAAAUCUUCGGGACUUGGAGAUCUACGAGUUCCACAUAUUGAGAGACCAAAGAAGAGUUCCUUUGGACUUAGUUUCCUUAUCCAAACUGAAAAAUCUUCGUAUCUUGAAGAUCGAAGUAUUGAGCUUCAGCUUAUUUUCCGAAGAAACAGUUCGGUUUGAACUCCUUGUAGAGUUGACACUGCAUUGCAGCGUACAAAGACUUCCCAUAGACAUGGAUAUGAUCUUUCCCAGUCUUGAGUCCCUGAAACUUAUAGUAAAUCUCCAAGAAGAUCCAAUGCCUGCUCUACAGAAACUGCAACGUCUAGAAGAUCUGGUCUUGUAUUCUUCUGGCUACCCGGGAGCGAAAAUUUGCAUAAAAGCACAAGGUUUUUUUCGGAUGAGGAAACUUGUAUUGAUCAUGAAAAGAUUAGAUGAGCUGGAGAUCGAAGACGAAGCCAUGCCAAGUUUGAUGGAGCUAAAUCUUGACAAUAAAGGUGGAGCAACGAAGCUGAUGAUUCCGGAUCGAUUGCGAGCAUUUAUUUGAGGCUACUACACAAUAUCUAAAAAAAUAAUGGUGGAGUAACAAAGUUGACGGUUCCAGAUUGAUUGGAAGAGUUUGUUCUAGAGGGUAUAUCAACUUGUUUAAUUAGCAAAAACAGAACUUGGAAAAUUUCAACUUGUUUAAAGAAAGUUUCUUAUGCUAAUUGGAUGUCACA
This is a messenger RNA of Camelina sativa (false flax), 2826 nucleotides long. Its product is annotated as NB-ARC domain-containing disease resistance protein. The record is from RefSeq and is a predicted model, not a curated record. Gene Ontology annotation, molecular function: ADP binding. Gene Ontology annotation, biological process: defense response to other organism. Lineage: Eukaryota; Viridiplantae; Streptophyta; Magnoliopsida; Brassicales; Brassicaceae.